Salvia miltiorrhiza (redroot sage) is the source of this 2469-nucleotide messenger RNA. Its product is annotated as nucleobase-ascorbate transporter 4. Gene Ontology annotation, molecular function: transmembrane transporter activity. The transcript is spliced from 14 exons. The record is from RefSeq and is a predicted model, not a curated record. NCBI's taxonomy places the organism in Eukaryota, Viridiplantae, Streptophyta, Magnoliopsida, Lamiales, Lamiaceae. Bases 507 to 2096 code for a protein of 529 amino acids. Gene Ontology annotation, cellular component: membrane. Gene Ontology annotation, biological process: transmembrane transport.
AACAAAAUUAGAGCACUGGCAACCCCCUUACUCGAGCGCCUACUCGAGUAGAGCGUUGCACUCGAGUAGGGCGUCGCAGGGGGGUUUACUCGAAUGCUACUCGAGUCUUCGAGUAUGCACGAGUAAUUUUCUUUUUUCUUUUUACUUUUUUUUUAAAUUCUCUUCUCCUCUUUAAAAAUAUCUCUCUCCUAUUUAAAAACUAAAAAAAUCAAAUAGGCUAUCAAGUAACCCCAAUGCAGCACUACUUACUCAAUAACACAAUCCACUAUCAAGUAGACUAUCAAGUAAGCCCAUUCCGGAUGCUCUUAUAACCCCAAACCCAUAUCUAUACACUAUAACAAAAUUGUGUGUGUGUACACUAUAUAGUUUGUAUAUAUAUAUAUAGAGAGGAGGGAGAGACUAAGAGAGAGCGCGCGAAAGAGAAAUAGAGGAAGGGGAGGCUUGAAAUUCUAUUCCCUUAGGGAGUUGAGAGUACUCUAAGUUGGAAAGGUUGUACACAGAAAAAAAUGACGGUGGCGGCGAAGGCGGUGGUUGAAUUGGGGCCUCACCCUGUCAAAGAGCAGCUCCCCGGCGUUGAUUAUUGUGUCAACAGCAACCCUUCAUGGGCUGAAGCUAUGAUUCUGGGAUUUCAGCACUACUUGGUAAUGCUUGGAACUACUGUGAUAAUUCCUACCAUUCUUGUUCCUUACAUGGGUGGUGGCAAUGUGGAGAAGGCUCAACUGAUGCAAACUCUGUUGUUUGUAUCUGGAAUUAACACACUGCUGCAAACAUGGUUUGGAACCCGGAUGCCAGUCGUGAUAGGCGGUUCGCUUAGAUUCCUAAUUCCAUCUCUUUAUGUUACCUUCGCCCAAAGAUAUCUCAUCUAUUUCAAUCCUAGAGUGAGGUUUCUAAGAACAAUGAGGGGAAUACAAGGUGCUCUCAUGGUCGCUUCAGUACUUCCGAUGCUCCUUGGUUUUCUUGGGAUUUGGAGAAUUGUUGUGAGGUCCCUGAGCCCUCUUGCUGCUGUGCCUUUGAUAGCUCUUGUUGGAUUCGGUCUCUAUGAACAAGGUUUCCCGCUGCUCGCAGAAUGUGUGGAAAUUGGGCUUCCAGAGCUAAUUAUUCUUGUUUUGUUCUCUCAUUACAUCCCUAGUUUCUGGAGCUCCAAACGUCCUAUUUAUGAUCGUUUUGCGGUUCUAUUGUCUGUUGGGGUGGUGUGGGCUUAUGCAGCCCUUUUGACAGCAGCUGGUGCAUACAGGAAUAGGCCCUUAAACACCCAGUUAAGUUGCCGUGUCGACCGGUCUGGAUUUGUAAGUGGAUCAUCAUGGAUUAGCUUUCCAUAUCCAAUUCAAUGGGGUCAACCCACUCUAAAUGUUGGAGAAGUUUUUGUAAUGCUAGCAGCAGCUUUUGUUGCUAUGAUUGAGUCAACAGGGGCAUUUAUCGCAGCAUCUAGAUACGGGAGUGCUACGCAUAUCCCAUCUUCUGUUAUUAGCCGAGGAAUCGGCUGGCUGGGAUUUGGCAUUUUCCUGGACGGUUUAUUUGGCACAGGAAUUGGAUCUACUGUGUCAGUUGAAAAUGUAGGACUAUUGGGUCUGACACGAGUUGGAAGCCGAAGGGUGGUUCAGAUAUCAGCGGGGUUCAUGCUCUUCUUUUCAGUUCUAGGAAAGUUUGGAGCCAUUCUUGCUUCCAUUCCCCUACCGAUUGUGGGAGCUCUGUAUUGCGUCCUGUUCGCUCUCAUGUCUUCUGCUGGUCUGGGCUUACUGCAAUAUUGCAACCUCAACAGCUUCAGAACAAAGUUCAUUUUAGGAUUUUCUUUCUUCAUGGGGCUUUCGGUGCCACGAUAUUUCAGUGACUAUGUGUUAACUUCUGGGCGCGGUCCGGUUCACACUCAUUCCAUGUGGUUCAACAAAAUGGUUCUUGUCUUCUUCACAUCCCCAGCCGCUGUGGCAGGAGUCAUUGCCAUGUUUCUCGACCUGACUCUUGCGCGCAAACAUGCCAACACACGACGAGACAGUGGCAGGCACUGGUGGGCUAAGUUCAAGUAUUUUGACAAAGAUCCCAGGAGUGAAGAGUUCUACUCUCUUCCAUAUGGACUUUCCAAGUAUUUCCCUUCCUACUAACACCCACUCAUUCAUCCUAAGUUAAGAAUGUCAUUUCUAUUGAGAUGCAUAAGAUCUUUGCUUCAAGGAAUACAUAUCAUGGGAAGAAAUAGGCUUUGUUAAAUUCAACCAAUUAGCCAUAGAUAUGUUUAUAUCCAUGUGAACAUCUUGCUCAUGAUUUUCUAUGGUUAAACCAUCUUCCCAUUUGCCCCAUAUGUGUAGCACUUAGGAGUUAGAUUAGCUGCCUCCUCUAAUGUAUAAUUAGUCGAUCAUACCACUUCUUUUUCAUGAGAUACCUACUAAUUGAUACAAGUGUGUGUUGUUUGUAUAAACUUACACAUGUAAUCUUUUAUUAUUUUGGAUUGUCUAUCUAUGUUUAAGUGUAUUUUUGUGA